Molecule: messenger RNA, 966 nt
Organism: Striga hermonthica
Lineage: Eukaryota; Viridiplantae; Streptophyta; Magnoliopsida; Lamiales; Orobanchaceae
Source: the annotation of a GenBank genome assembly
GACUGGCCAAUUCCUAUUGUUAAACAGAAGAAAAGUCUGCUCGAAUGUAAUACUUGUGGGAUUGGUCUUUGUCUUCUUGCACAGGUUUAUGCUCCGAUAUCAAGUGAAUCAUUGGCAAUAAACGAGCGGAUUAUCUAUGUUUUUGGAUGUUUGACCCCACAUUGUGAGAGUCCUUUUUCAGCCCUAGCACACAAUCCCACCCCCAACUCUUCAAGCGGAUUGGGGACAAAUUUACAUGGGAUGCCCAUCUCGGUUCCCAUCGCCUCCGUCUUAAGCCGGCCGAGCCUAAGGCGGACAAAAAUUAGUCGCUCGACUCUGAAGAUGCAGAACCGCCUCAGUAGAAAACCCGAGCGCCGAAGUAGAACCUUCGGAGGUCAAGCGUGGUGUAGUCGAGAACCUUCUCAGGAUACAUUUCAACUCUUUCGUUGCCUCAUUGCAGUGAUGCCAUGCUUCUACAUAUGCCCUUUAGAAGAAAAACUAUCAAAAAAUAUUUCCAACAAGAGUUCCAAGGCCUCCUUGCUCUCGAUGCAACAGUGUGAUUACACUUUGGAAGAUCAGUCAACUGGAGAAACAUAUGAAGAAGAGAAUUACGAAUAUGAUAGAGCAUUGAGUGCCGACAGGACUUACCUGAAAUUCAAGAAACGUGUGGAUGCUUACCCAGAGCAAUGUUUCAGAUAUUCUUAUGGUGGGAAGCCUCUAUUGGCUUCUGAAGAAACGGAAAAUCCCGGGAUGUGUAACCUAUGUGGUGGGCAAAGGCAUUAUGAACUGCAGUUGAUGACGCCAUUGAUACACUUUCUGCAGGAAGCAGCCAACGACUUGCAGAGAACAUCCUUAGAGAAAUUUAAUUGGAUGACUUUGUUAGUCUACACUUGUUCCAAGAACUGUGCAGACUCGUCGUAUCAAGUCAAAUCUGGCAGUGAAGACUGGAUAAUAGCGGAAGAGGCAGUUAUCUUGCAGCAUGAGUAG